Phalacrocorax carbo (great cormorant) is the source of this 2090-nucleotide messenger RNA. Lineage: Eukaryota; Metazoa; Chordata; Aves; Suliformes; Phalacrocoracidae. The record is from RefSeq and is a predicted model, not a curated record.
GAGGCAACUGUGUACAUAAGCUUUGGGUCAUUUGUGUAUGUGUGUCUGCAUCGCGCUCUCUCUCCCUCUCUCUCGCUCUGAGUCAUAAGCCGGGGCUGCAAUACACACACACACAUCUCUGCACUGCAACUUUCACUCAAGCUGCAGCUCUGCUGAGACUGUUUUGUUUAAAUCAUGUGAGGCUUCAUUAUUUUUAUGAUGAGACAUGAAAUACAUGCAAGCGGAGGAUGCUGAGCGAAACCCAUCCAACUGUAUGUCUCGAGAAAUAGCAGUCAAAGUUAACAAUGAAUUGCAGCACCACCACCUCCUCCCCCCCCCCCCCCGUUAUUAUUGUUAUUAUUAUUCUUGCGUCUUCCAGAGCUUCUUGAAACGUGCUCUCAAUUACCAAGGGAGUAGGUUAAUUUCCCACUCCCCGGCUUUAAUCCACAAGCCUCCCCGUACAGCAGUUUAAUUUGCAACUGGUUCGGUGCAGGGUUAACCCUUUGGGCAGAGCGGAGGCAGGAGCGCGGCUGCUGCCGGGGUGGGGAGCCCGGGGCGGGGUGGGGGGGCCGGGGGAGGCGGCUGGGUCCGGGCUCCCGCAGCCCCCCUUGGACCGGCGGGAGGGAAGGGCAGCCAGGCUGCCGUUAUGAAAUAGUACUUAUGUCUGCGAUCCUGCCGGCUUUUUUUUUUUUCCACCCCUCUUUUUUUUCACACACCACCCCACUCCCCCCCCCUUCAUACCGAGCACGAUAUGGUAUGCUAACGCCGCAUGUGACAGUUUAAUCAAACCCAUUUGUUACAACAAAGCUAAGAGACCGCUGGGAUUAUAGGCUUACGGGCAGAGUUAGGGGAGCAUGUGGCUUUGUCGCUCGCCGUCGCCGUGCGCGGCCGGCGGCUCGGGGUGUGCCGCCCCCCACCCGUGUCCCCCGCCGUGUGUGUGUGUGUGUGUGUGUGUGUGUCCGUGUCCCCACCCGCGUCCCGCCUCCGCCCCGCCGGGCUGCGGCGCGCCGCGCUCCCGCUCACUUGACCCCAGCCGGGGAAGCACUUGCUACUUUUUGCCGGGAUUUGGUGCUUCAAUGAGAAGGAGCUCUCCGGGCGCCCGUAAAUCAACUCAUGCGGAAAAAGGAGAAAAGUUUUGGUAUACAAAUGCUCUCAGUCCAGCCAGACACCAAGCCGAAAGGUUGUGCUGGCUGCAACCGUAAGAUUAAAGACCGGUAUCUUCUAAAGGCCCUGGACAAAUAUUGGCAUGAAGACUGCCUGAAAUGUGCCUGCUGUGACUGUCGCCUGGGGGAGGUGGGCUCUACCUUGUACACCAAAGCCAACCUUAUCCUUUGUCGCAGAGACUAUCUAAGGUUAUUCGGCGUUACAGGAAACUGUGCUGCCUGCAGUAAGCUCAUACCUGCUUUUGAGAUGGUGAUGAGGGCAAAGGACAAUGUUUAUCACCUGGACUGUUUUGCAUGUCAACUUUGUAAUCAGAGAUUUUGCGUUGGAGACAAAUUUUUCCUGAAGAACAACAUGAUUCUGUGCCAGACAGACUAUGAGGAGGGUUUAAUGAAAGAAGGUUAUGCACCCCAGGUUCGCUGAUCUGAUGCCACAUCAUUAAGAAUACAAAGCACUAUGUUCUUUUAUCUUUUUUGCUCAACAUGUAUAUAAGAAAUGACACAGGAACCUACUGAAUAGCAUAGAUAUAGGGAGACAGAAUGGUUGCGUGAAAUAAAAGGCGGACUGCAUCUGUAUGUAGUGAAAAUUGCUCCAGUUCAGAGUUGAAUGUUAAUUAAAAAGGUACUGUACAUACAGCUGGAUUCUUUUUGCUUGCUCUUGGGGUUUUUGGUUUGUUUGGGUUUUUUUGUUUCUUUUUGUGUCAUUUGGCAUGAGACGUUUAUUUUGGACUAUUGUAUAUAAUGUAUUGUAAUAUUUGAAGCACAAAUGUAAUACAGUUUUAUUGUGUUACCAUUUGUGUUCCUGUUUGCUUCUUUGUAUUGUUGCAUUUAGUACAAUCAGUGUCUAAACUUACUGUAUAUUUAUGCUUUCUGUAUCUACCAGCUAUUUUAAAUGAGCUGUAUCUUUCUAGUAAAAAGCAUUAAAGAGCAAAUCCCAACCAUUAUGCUACA